Molecule: messenger RNA, 831 nt
Organism: Acanthisitta chloris (rifleman)
Lineage: Eukaryota; Metazoa; Chordata; Aves; Passeriformes; Acanthisittidae
Product: endonuclease domain-containing 1 protein-like
Exons: 2
Coding region: 1-831 (276 amino acids)
Molecular function (GO): hydrolase activity; nucleic acid binding; metal ion binding
Source: RefSeq, a predicted model, not a curated record
AUGCUGUGGCUGCUGCUGCUGCAGGUCUCUUCUCUGCCAGUCUGGCUGGGACACAGUGAGGUGGUGAGAUCCUUGGAAACUUCAUGUCCUCAGUUCUUCUACCGGGGCAUGGCCCCGAAUGAAGCCCUGGAGCCACCCAACCCAGCCCAGAUCUGCCAGCGCUACAAGAACCAGUAUUACUUUGCCACUCUGUACGACAGGAACAUGCGUAUUCCUGUGUACUCUGCCUACAUCUACGACCCUGGCCAUGGCAAGAGACCCAGGACGUGGCUGGUUAAACUUCAUCUGAUGGGCCCAACCUAUCCCAAAACUAUGGAAAAAGAGUGGACCCUCUUAAAUCAUUACAAAGUCAGCUUCGAGCAGCUGAGUGAGAGCCAGGCUAUCCUCCAAGACUACAAGAACCUGACAGGCCUGAACCGAGGCCACUUGAACCCCAACGGCCACCACCACGACUACAGCAGCAGGAUUGCCACCUUCACCCUCACCAACAUAGUGCCCCAGCACGACAAGCUCAAUGGAGGAGCCUGGAAUAACUACGAGCAACAGACAAUGAUCAGGAACACCAAGGGCUGUAACACCACCUACGUCGUGGUGGGCGCAGUGCCUGGCAACAACUACAUCGCGGGCGGGAGGGUUAAUAAGCCAGGCUACCUCUGGGCCAGUGCCUGCUGCGAGGUGGACAGCUACCACAGGAAGGCUUGGGGGGUCAUUGCUGAGAACGACAAGAACCAGGUGGAGCUCCUGACACUGGGGGAGCUGGAGGACACGCUGACCCAGCUCUACGGGAGAGGUCAGGUUUCUCUGUUCCACAGCGACUGUCCCCGGGAAUAA